AUGAUUCCCGUGACAGCUCCUCCACCAGCGUUCAAUAUGUACGGUCUUGAUAUGAAGUCGUUGAAGUUCAGAAGAGUUCCUAUUAAAUACGCGUUCAUCAGUUAUCCACUGGCUAUCGACUGUGAUCGAACAGGUGGUGUCGUCACCGCUGAACUCGGAUCUUCGUUAAAGGUUAACUAUUUCCCAAGCCAAACCGCGCCUCUCAGUCUGUGCAAACUCGCUGAACAUUCUGUUUACCGGAAUUUCCCAGCCUUUGAGAAAAGUCCAUUGCUACGCCGUUCUGUAGGACAAUUGAACUGGGAUUUGAUCUGA
Messenger RNA from Cooperia oncophora, 312 nucleotides. The record is from the annotation of a GenBank genome assembly. Lineage: Eukaryota; Metazoa; Nematoda; Chromadorea; Rhabditida; Trichostrongylidae.